CCCCUCCUCACAGAGGGUAUCGGUUUGCAGGUGUUAGUCACUACAGGGGCAUGAGAAAUGCCAGCUGACCUUUGCCGGCAGUGAACCACUGCUUCCCCCAGGGCAGGCCCUGCCCCUCUAGGGAAGCUCAGCAAGGCGUGUCCUCACCACCCUCCCAGGAGCCAGGGCCCCGCUGGGCUGGGUUCAGUCACCGGGACUUGUGCAGGGGGUGAGGAGCACAGCCCCGGGCGGCCAGGCAGGAGCAUGGGCUGGGAGGGCCCCAGAUACCCGGGCCGCCAGCGCGGGCACCUGCUACCUCUGGCUCUGAGCCUCCUCCUCAUCUGUGGGCCAGGCACUGAUGGGUCUAUGAUGUCCAUUACUAACUUCCGCACAUAUGAAACUUCCUCAUGGCUGAACCGUGACCCUUCAACACCUGUGACAGUGGUUGACCCUGCAGGGACUCAGGAGUCUGUGGCAACCACCACCAGGGAGCUGAGUGAGGGAAUAUAUGGAGGCACCACGUGGUCAACAGGUGACCCUGCACCUCUGGUGACUAUCCUCAGCCUGGUCACAGGCCUGUCCACCAGAAGCCCAGGAACAUCCGAAGAUAUCAUAAAUCCAAGCUCCAAGGAGCCCAGCAGCAGCCUCAAGACCAGGACCACUGUGGGAACUUCUUUUAGGGAGACUCCAACAGAGACUACCCCCACAGACACCACGAUGGGACUGGCCACCCUUCAAUCCCUGACCACAGGGAGUGGCAGCACCAAACUCCUUCACUUGUCCACAGGAACUGUGGUGCCAGCAGAAUCAUCUACAGAAACAGUGGUAGUUACAAAUAACAUCUCACCCUCCCCAUAUCCAGUUGAAGCUCGGGCCACUAUAUACUCUGGGACACCAGAAGGGACAAGCCAGUCAAGAGGAACAAUGUCUUUCCUCCACCGAGAGUCAACUUCCACAAGGAAUGUCCAGCAAGUCAGCUCAGUCCUGACUUCUAAAACAACUGAAAUGGACUUGUCCACAUGGCUUGGUUCCACGGAAGGGACCACAAUGGACAAGCAUUUCCCUUCUAGCCCAUCUUCCACUGGCCUUCAGGACUCUGCGACAAGUUUUGUUAUAACCCCCAAGGUAGCCACAGGCUCAGUGACAGAGAAAUCUGAACUUAAAACCAAGACAUGGGUCAGCAGCAUGGUCGCUCCUUCCAUUGCCUUCAGUAAAAGGGCAGUGACAGCUGAACAGCAGACAGGUGGAUCUGUGGGGGAGGCUUAUUCAUCUGCUAUCACAUGGUCAGAGAAGACAACUGGGAGUGAUCUGAUUCAUGGUGCAUCCCCAGGGGCCACAGACACAUUGCAUCUAACCUCCAUAGAACAAACCACAUCACCAUCUCUGACCUUUAAAAGCCAAGCCAUUACCAGCUUCACCAAUGCCUCAGGAGGAGUAAUGAGCUCUUCACCAUCUAUCACAUUUCCUUCAAUGAGAUCUAAGACUCUAGUGGCCAUCACAAGUGUAGCAACUAGUGAUGCUUCCUCUAUGCCUGGACAACUGUCAGAGACCUCAUCUCCUGCAGAAGUGAGCGUCAUGGGUGUAACCACAGCCCCCACUCCAGAUGUCUCCACCACUAUCACCACCAUGGGAACAAACUCAGUCCUGACUACCAUGUCUAACCCAGAGAGGAGAGUGAGCACCCUGGCCACGGAGACCAGCAUGUCUUCCCUAGAGCCUGCUUCCACCUGGUCACCUACAACUGCUUCUACCCCAACAUCAGGCCCCUGGGCUAUAACAGACACAGGUUCUCCUGAAACAAGUUCUGCAAUGGGCACAACUUCAUCCUUAGUAUCUAGCACUGAAUCAGGCUCUUUAUCUACUCCCCAUGGUCUUGUGACCAUCAUUGGAACCAGCCUGCACAUUCCAUCAUAUGCUUCAGCUAAAGAGACGAAGUCCACAAAUAAGAGAACAUGGAGUCCUUCAGACACAACUACAUCUAUGCCCAUCUCAACAACUUCUGGUACUGCAACGAUGAGCCCCUCACUUCCUCAUGAUUUAAGCACAAGUUGGACUACUGACCAUCCAAAUACAAAGACUGAACCCAAUAUCCUCCAAUCCAAUUCUCAGCCUGAUUUUCUGCCCACUCUUGACUGGGCUACUGGGAAAUCGGUGUCAACAUCCACAACCACUACUUCACAUCCUCAAGGGAACACAUUUCAAGAAAUAUCUGUGGGGAACAUGAUCAGCCGAACUACCUCACAGCUGCCAGUCUUUGCAAAAAAAAUUACAGGAGGGGUCACGAGUAAUGAAAUGGUAAGUCAUUCUACAAACAUGUUAACAGGGAGGCCAGCACUCAUCAGCAAAGAAGCAGGACACAGUAUUAACGAGAUUCCUACCAUAAAAGGUAUAACCAUGGCCACCAAAACAGUUCUCCCUGGGGCUACAUCACAGGGCACAGGUGCCUCGGAUGCAUCAGCCACAGCCUCCUGGGCAGAGGAUCACGCAGCUGGGACUCAGGGUUUUGCACGCCCAGAAGUCACCAUGAGCAUGGGCGCAGGUUCUGAGGAUGGCUCAGGGACAAGCCCUUCCUCUGACCUAGACCUCACAUCUCCAUCCUCCCUGGUGCCUUCCCGGGCCAUGACCUCACUUUCUCUAGUUUCCGCCACGUCACAAGCCAGGGGCCUUUCUGCACCUGUCCCCGCCACCUCACCUGGUGCCCCUGGUAAACUGGGCACCACUGGCACAUUGAGCACAACUUUGGGACGUGUGACAAGUUUACCUUCAGAUUUGAGCAGCACCUCAGUUGAGACCCGGGUAAUUUCAGAAGCCUCUACCACCACAGAGGGACUCCACCUUUCCGAGAACACAGCAGUGACCAGCAUGGGGAUCAUCAGUACUGCACAGGAUUCCCAGUCCUCUGCCCCAGCAGACUCAGAGACACCCAAAGACACCACUCCAAUCGUCACCUCUUCCCUCAGUGGGAAUGCCACGGUUUCCACACGAAUGGCUGGCCUUUCUGAAGCCACAGAGUUGAAGACACAGUCAACGUCAUCCCUUGCCCCAGAACUGGGGGACACCAGCGCUUCCCAGCACACUGUCAUGACCUCAGAGAAAGUCACUGUCCCUUCUGUUAUUGAUACUACCAAUGAGGCCUCCAGGACCGAUGUCAUCUCCUCUAGCAGGACAUCCAUGCCUGGCCCUGCUCCAUCCACGCUGUCACCAGACAUCCCCAUGGCAAUCAACACCAGGCCAUCUACCUCUCCCGUCAUGAAAGAGUCCACAACCAUAACCAUGGCCACAGAAACAGUUCUCCCUGGGGCUACACCACAGGGCACAGGUGCCUCGGAUGCAUCAGCCACAGCCUCCUGGGCAGAGAGUCACGCGGCUGGGACUCAGGGUUUUGCACGCCCAGAAGUCACCAUGAGCAUGGGCGCAGGUUCUGAGGAUGGGUCACGGACAAGCCCUUCCUCUGACCUAGACUUCACAUCUCCAUCCUCCCUGGUGCCUUCCCGGGCCAUGACCUCACUUUCUCUAGUUUCCCCCACGUCACAAGCCAGGGGCCUUUCUGCACCUGUCCCUGCCACCUCACCUGGCGCCCCUGGCAAACUGGGCACCACCGGCACAUUGAGCACAAAUUUGGUACGUGUGACAAGGUCACCUUCAGAUUUGAGCAGCACCUCAGUUGAGACCCGGGUAAUUUCAGAAGCCUCUACCACCACAGAGGGACUCCACCUUUCCGAGAACACAGCAGUGACCAGCAUGGGGAUCAUCAGUACUGCACAGGAUUCCCAGUCCUCUGCCCCAGCAGACUCAGAGACACCCAAAGACACCACUCCAAUCGUCACCUCUUCACUCAGUGGGAAUGCCACGGUUUCCACACGAAUGCCUGGCCUUUCUGAAACCACAGAGUUGAAGACACAGUCAAUGUCGUCCCUUGCCCCGGAACCGGGGGACACCAGCACCUCCCGGCACACUGUCACGGCCUCAGAGAAAGUCACUGUCCCUUCUGUAACGUCCACUGAUACUACCGAUGAGGACCCCAGCACCAACGUCAUCUCCUCUAGCAGGACAUCCAUGCCUGGCCCUGCUCCAUCCACGCUGUCACCAGACAUUCCCAAGGCAUUUAACACCGGGCUGUCUACCUCUCCCAUCAUGACAGAGUUCACAGCCAUAACCAUGGACACCGAAACAGUUCUCCCUGGGGCUAUAUCAGAAGGAACAGGUGCCUCGGAUGCAUCAGCCACAGCCUCCUGGGCAGAGAGUCACGCAGCUGGGACUCAGGGUUUUGAACGCCCAGAAGUCACCAUGAGUAUGGGCGCAGGUUCUGAGGAUGGGUCACGGACAAGCCCUUCCUCGGACCUAGACCUCACAUCUCCAUCCUCCCUGGUGCCUUCCCAGGCCAUGACCUCACCUUCUGUAGUUUCCCCCACAUCACAAGCCAGGGGCCUUUCUCCACCUGUCCCUGCCACCUCACCUGGCACCCCUGGCUUGCUGGGCACCACUGGCACAUUGAGCAAAACUUUGGGACAUAUGACAAGGUCACCUUCAGAUUUGAGCAGCACCUCGGUUGAGACCCGGGUAAUUUCAGAAGCCUCUACCACCACAGAGGGACUCCACCUUUCCGGGAACACGGCAAUGACCAGCAUGAGGAUCAUCACUUCUGCACGGGAAUCCCAGUCCUCCACCCCAGCCGACUCAGAGACACCCAAAGGCACCACUCCAAUCGUCACCUCUUCCCUCAGUGGGGAUGCCACGGUUUCCACACGAAUGGCUGUCCUUUCUGAAACCACAGAGUUGGAGACACAGUCAACGUCAUCCUUCGCCCCAGAACUGGGGGACACCAGUGCCUCCCGGCUCACCGCCAUGACCUCAGAGAAAGUCACUGUCCCUUCUGUAAUGUCCACUGAUACUACCGAUGAGGACUCCAGCACCAACGUCAUCUCCUCUAGCAGGACAUCCAUGCCUGGCCCUGCUCCAUCCACGCUGUCACCAGACAUCCCCACGGCAAUCAACACCAGGCUGUCUACCUCCCCCGUCAUGACAGAGUCCACAGCUAUAACCAUGGCCACCGAAACAGUUCUCCCUGGGGCUACACCACAGGGCACAGGUGCCUCGGAUGCAUCAGCCACAGCCUCCUGGGCAGAGAGUCACGCGGCUGGGACUCAGGGUUUUGCACGCCCAGAAGUCACCAUGAGCAUGGGCGCAGGUUCUGAGGAUGGGUCACGGACAAGCCCUUCCUCUGACCUAGACUUCACAUCUCCAUCCUCCCUGGUGCCUUCCCGGGCCAUGACCUCACUUUCUCUAGUUUCCCCCACGUCACAAGCCAGGGGCCUUUCUGCACCUGUCCCUGCCACCUCACCUGGCGCCCCUGGCAAACUGGGCACCACCGGCACAUUGAGCACAACUUUCGUACGUGUGACAAGUUCAUCUUCAGAUUUGAGCAGCACCUCAGUUGAGACCCGGGUAAUUUCAGAAGCCUCUACCACCACAGAGGGACUCCACCUUUCCGGGAACACAGCAGUGACCAGCAUGGGGAUCAUCAGUACUGCACAGGAUUCCCAGUCCUCCGCCCCAGCGGACUCAGAGACACCCAAAGACACCACUCCAAUCGUCACCUCUUCGCUCAGUGGGGAUGCCACAAUUUCCACACCAAUGGCUGGCCUUUCUGAAACCACAGAGUUGAAGACACAGUCAACAUCAUCCCUUGCCCCGGAACUGGGGGACACCAGCACCUCCCGGCACACCGCCACAGACUCAGAGAAAGUCACUGUCCCUUCUGUAAUGUCCACUGAUACUACCGAUGAGGCCUCGAGGACCGACGUCAUCUCCUCUGGCAGGACAUCCAUGCCUGGCUCUGCUCCCUCCACGCUGUCACCAGACAUCCCCACGGCAAUCAACACCAGGCUCUCUACCUCUUCCCUUAGUGUUGAACCUGGGACAAUCACCAUCUUUACCACGAAAGGGCCUGCUGGUGUAACCUCCUUCCCAGAAUCCAAGGUUUCCGUGUCUGUAUCAGAAAGUACUCCUUACCUGAGUACAGUAAUGCUGUCUUCAGCUGAGACCAUUUCAAUUGACACAUUGGUGCCUUCUCUGUCUACAGUUACAUCUGGAGUUCCAGGUGACAGCUCAGCCACCUUCUCAGCCAGUUCAUUUCUGAGAACAGAACGAGGCCCUGGAGAUGCUAUGUCCACCAUUGCAGAGAGUCUACCUUCAUCAGCUUCAAUACCAUUCCCCUCUUUGACCUUCACUCCUGCUUACUCUUCAACCAGUCCAGCCCCCCAUGGAAUUACUUCCUCACUGGUUACCCAACGUAUGGUGGGCACCAACACUGGGGCGGAGAGGAGCACUGCUGAAGGACCCUUGGGUGUGGUCAGUACUUUGGAGACAUGGACUGAGCCAGUCAGGACAUCUUUAUCAACCAUUGUGGAUACCAGAAUGACAGAGCAUAUUCACUUGGGAACAGUGACAAGUUCUUCUCAACUUCCUCCACAAUCAACACAGUUGACAAGGACUGAUGGCAUCAUGGAGCACAUCACAGAGAUACCCAAUGAAGCAGCCCAUGGAGGAGCCACAGAACCAGUCCAUGUCCCUGUGGCACCCACAUCAUCUGCUAGUCCUAGAGGACCACCAACAGAGUGGACAGAAAAAGCAGAAAUCACAGCUCUGAAGACCACUUCUACAGCAACUUUGACCACUACAGUCUCUACUCCCACUUCCAGAAUGCUGACUCUCCUCAGGACAUCAGGUAAAACAGCCAGCACAAGCACAAGAGGAAUGACCAUUACAACCCCAGAUGUUUCCCCUGAUGUUCUAGAGAUGACAGCCUCAUUGGCCACCAGACCUGGAGCAGAGACCAGCACAGAACUUCCCAGGACAGCCUCAUCUGUUUUCAGGAGAGAGUCAGAAACGAUACCCUCACUAGUCCCUAGUUCUGGGGCAAAGAACAGUCCAGCUAUUCCAACUCUGACUGUUUCUUUUAGUGAGCCAGAGACCACAAUCUCAUGGGUCACUUAUCCUGCAGAAACCAGUUCAACUAUUUCCAGGGAAACCCUGAAUGUUUCCCACAGUGACUCAGAUAGCACACCCCCAAUAGCUACCGGUUCUGGGGAAGAAGUCAGUUCAGCUGUUCCAACUCUGACUGUCUUCCCUGGUGUACCAGAAAUGGUGACCGCCCUGGUAACUAGUCCUGCGGCAGAGACAAGUAUGGUCCUUUCAACUCUGACUGAUUCCCAAGAUGCACCCGAGACCUCUGCCUCAUGGGUCACCCAUCCUGGGGCACAGAGCAGUUCAUCCAUUCCAACUCCAACUGUCUCCCCUGGUGUAAUAGGGGUGAAAAUCUCACCAGUCACCAAUUCUGGGGCAGAGGCCAGUAGAGCAUUUACAACUCUGACUGAUUCCCCACAUGAACCAGAGACAACAGCCUCACGGGUCACUCAUGCUGGAACAGAAGCCAUUUCCACUGUUGGAACUUUGACUGUUUCCCCUGGUGAGCCAAAUACAACAGCCUCAUGGGCUCAUUCCACAGAGAACAGCACACCUGUUUCCAGAAUAACUCCAAAUUUUGCCCAAAGUGAAUUAGACACCACACUCUCAAUGGCCACCACUCCUGGGGCAGAAGCCAGUUCAGCCACUCCAACAAUCACUGUCUCACCUGGUGUACCAGCUAUGAUGACCUCACAGGCCACUAGUUCUGAGACAGAUGCCAGUACAACCUCUUUGACUCUGACUGAAUCCCUGCGUGAAUCAGAUACAACAGUCUCCUUGGUUACCCGUCCUGCAGAGACCAGCCCAACAGUUCCCUGGACAACGCCCAAUGUUUCCCGUAGUGAAUCAGACAGCACACCCUCAACAGCCGCCAGCCUUGAGACAGAAGCCAGUUCAGCUGUUCCAACUACACCCAUCUCCCCUGGUGUACCAGAUAUGGUGACUUCACAGGCCACUAGUUCUGAGACAGAUGCCAGUAUGGUUAUUUCACCUCUGACUCUUUCUCCUGGUGAACCAGCAAACACAGUCUCAUGGGUUAAUCAUUAUGGAGCACAGACCAGUUCUUCCAUCCCAACUCCGACUGUCUCCCCUGGUAUAUUAGGGGUGGGGACCUCAGUGGUCACUAGUUCUGGGGCAGAGACCAGUGCAACUUUUCUAACUCUUACUGAUUCCUCGCAUGAUUCAGAAACAACAACCUUAUGGGUCACCCAUUCCGCAAAGACCAGCACACCUGUUUCUAGAAUAACUCCAAAUUUCUCCUAUAGUGAAUCCGAUAUCUCACUCUCAACAGUCACCACUCCAGGGGCAGAAAGCAGUUCACCUUCAGCUACAACUACCUUACCUGGUGUGCCAGGAUUGGUGACCUUACUGGUUACCAGUUCUGAGGCAGAAACCAAUCCAACUUUUACAACUCUGACUGAUUCACUGCAUGAACUGGAGACCACAGCCUCAUGGGUCACCCAUUCUGAGAAAGAAGCCAGUUCAGCUGUUUCAGCUCUGCCUAUUUCCCCUGGGGAGCCAGAUACAGCAGUCUCAUUGGUCACCCAUCCUGCAGAGACUAGCCCCACUAUUCCCAAGGCAACCCCCAGAUUUUCCCAUAGUGAAUCAGAUACCACACAUUCAAUAGCUACCAGUUCUGGGGCACAGACAGUUUCAGCCAUUCCAACUGCGACUGUCUCCCCUGGUGUAUCAGGGGUGGAAAUCUCACUGGUCACCAGUUCUGAGAAAGAUGACAGUAUGGCUAGUCCAACUCUGACUCUUUCUCUUGGUGAGUCAGUGACCACAGCCACAAUGGUCACUCGUUCUGGGGUACAGACCCGUUCAGACAUUCCAGCUCCAACCGUCUCCUCUACUGUGCCAGAGCUGGUGACCUCAAUGGUCACCAGUUCUGGGGCAGAAGCCAGUACAAUUCUUACAACUCUCACUGUUUCUCCAGGUCAACUGGAGACCACAGCCUCAUGGGUCACCCAUUCUGAGAAAGAAGCCAGUUCAGCUGUUUCAGCUCUGCCUAUUUCCCCUGGGGAGCCAGAUACAGCACUCUCAUUGGUCACCCAUCCUGCAGAGACCAGCCCCACUAUUCCCAAGGCAACCCCCAGUUUUUCCCAUAGUGAAUCAGAUACCACACAUUCAAUAGCUACCAGUUCUGGGGCACAGACAAUUUCAGCCAUUCCAACUGCGACUGUCUCCCCUGGUGUAUCAGGGGUGGAAAUCUCACUGGUCACCAGUUCUGAGAAAGAUGACAGUAUGGCUAGUCCAACUCUGACUCUUUCUCUUGGUGAGUCAGUGACCACAGCCACAAUGGUCACUCAUUCUGGGGUACAGACCCGUUCAGACAUUCCAGCUCCAACUGUCUCCUCUACUGUGCCAGAGCUGGUGACCUCAGUGGUCACCAGUUCUGGGGCAGAAGCCAGUACAAUUCUUACAACUCUCACUGUUUCUCCAGGUCAACUGGAGACCACAGCCUCAUGGGUCACCCAUUCUGAGAAAGAAGCCAGUUCAGCUGUUUCAGCUCUGCCUAUUUCCCCUGGGGAGCCAGAUACAGCAGUCUCAUUGGUCACCCAUCCUGCAGAGACCAGCCCCACUAUUCCCAAGGCAACCCCCAGUUUUUCCCAUAGUGAAUCAGAUACCAUACAUUCAAAAGCUACCAGUUCUGGGGCACAGACAAUUUCAGCCAUUCCAACUGUGACUGUCUCCCCUGGUGUAUCAGGGGUGGAAAUCUCACCGGUCACAAGUUCUGGAGCAGAGACCAGUUCAACUCUUACAACUCUCACUGUUUCUCCAGGUCAACUGGAGACCACAGCUUCAUGGGUCACCCAUUCUGGGAUAGAAGCCCGUUCAGCUGUUCCAACUCAGACUGAUUCCCCUGGGGAGCUAGAUACACCAGUCUUUUUGGUCACCCAUCCUGCAGAGACCAGCCCAACAGUUCCCCAAACAACUCCCAGUGUUUUCCAUAGUGAAUCAUAUACCACACCCUCAAUGACCACCAGCUGUGGGGCAGAAGCCAGUUCAGCUAUUCCAACUCAGACUGAUUCCCCACAUAAGCCAGAUAUAGCAGUCUCAUUGGUCAUCCCUUCUGCAGAGACCAGCCCAACUGUCCCCACAACACCUCCAGUUUUUUCCAAAAGUGAACCAGACACCAAACACUCAGUAGGCACCAGUCUUGGGGCAGAAGCCAGUUCAGCUGUUCCAACUCCGACUAUCUCCCCUGGUGUACCCGACAUGAUGACCUCCCAGGUCCCUAGUUCUGAGACAGAUGCCAAUAUGACUAUUCCAAGUCUAACUCUUUCUCCUGGUGAACCAGCAACCACAGCCUUAUUGGUCCCCCAGUCCAAUGCAAAGACAAGCGCCAAUUUUCCUGGUUCAACUGCUUUUCCUCAUUUACCAGAGACCGCAGCCUCACCAUCCAUCCAACCUGAGUUGGAGAUUAGUGAAGCUCUUCCAGCUCAGACUGUUUCCCUCAGUCCAGCAAAAAUAACAUCCUUCACCACACCUGCGACUGAGACCAGCAGAGUUGAUCUAGGUCCAACUAUCUCACUUGGUGUUCCUGCGGAAACAGCCUCACUCUCCACCCAUCUUGGCACAGACAUCACAACGAUUUCAAGUUCAACUCUUUCCCCCGUUUUAUUGGUGACCACAGGCUUACUGGCCACCAGCCCUGCAUCAGAUGCCAGCACAGGUAUCCCAACUUCGACUGCUGGUGAUCUUGGGCCUGUCAGUACCCCUGCAACCACUGGUGAGCCUUACACCUUAACUUCCUGGAGCACAGAACCCUCACCACCUGUGACCUCAGUUGGACUCCCUGAAUUGUCCAAGACUGUGAUGGGGAACACUCUGACCUUGAUAGCAUCAGAGACACCAACACCACCUAAAACCAGUCACAGAAAAGGACUGAAUACAACAACUGUCCUGAAAACCACAACUCUUGAGACCACCAAUUUAGCUGCUACAGGUUCAGGCCCCAUCAUAGUAGAGACCACAACCACCUUCAAUACAUCAGCAGGAAGUCCCUUUGUCCCUGAGACCUCACCUGGGAUGUCCACCUUGACCUCUCUGAGUGUGGCUUCGGAAACAACUGCAGUUCCUUUCUUGAUGCCUUUUACUGUCAACUUCACCAUCACCAACCUGCACUACACAGAGGACAUGGAAAACUCGAGCUCUGAGAUAUUCAGUGCCACUGAGAGAAACCUGCAGCACCUGCUCGGGACUCUGUUCAAAAACAGCAGCAUUGGUUCACUCUAUGCUGGCUGCAGUCUGACCUUGCUCAGGGCUGAAAAGGAUGGAACAAGCACCAGAAUGGACGCGGUCUGCACCUACCGCCCAGAUCCCACAGGCUUCAGUCUGGACAGAGAGGGGCUAUCCUGGGAGCUAAGCCAGCAGACCCAUGGUGUCACUCAGCUGGGCCCUUACACCCUGGACAGGGACAGUCUCUGUGUCAAUGGUUAUAACUAUCAGUACUGGAUCCCCACCACCAGCACUCCGCUGACUUCUACAUUCUCUCCAGGACUCCCUGCAUCUCUGCCUCCCACCCCCAACUCUACAGCUGCAGGUGUGGGUCCCGCCCUGGUGCCAUUCACCCUCAACUUCACCAUCACCAACCUGCUCUGCACCCCAGACAUGAGGCACCCAGGCUCCAUGAAGUUCAAUUCCACUGAGAGGGCCCUGAAGAGCCUGCUUGGUCCCUUAUUUAAGAACACCAGUAUUGGCCCACUGUACUCUGGUUGCAGACUGACCUUGCUCAGGACUGAGAAGGGCGGAGCAGCAACUGGAGUGGAUGCCAUCUGCACCUACCAUCCUGACCCCAUGGGCCGCAGGCUAAACAGAGUAGAACUAUACCAGGAACUGAAUCAGCUGACCCACGGUGUCACCUGGCUGGGCACCUACACCCUGGACAGAGACAGUCUCUACAUCAAUGGUUAUAACCAUCAGUACUGGACCCCUACCACCAGCACUCCAGUGACUUCUACAUUCUCUCCAGAAUCUUCCACAACUCUGUCCCCCAUCCUCAGCUCUACAGCACCGGUCCCUUUCCUGGUGCUGUUCACCCUCAACUUCACCAUAACCAACCUGCACUACGAACAGGACAUGCAGCAUCCAGGCUCUUGGAAAUUCACCUCCACGGAGAGGAUCCUGCAGGGUCUGCUCAAACCCCUGUUCAAGAAUAGCAGUCUGGGAUCCCUCUAUUCAGGCUGCAGACUAGCCUCGCUCAGGCCUGAGAAGGAUGGAGCAGCCACCAGAGUGGAUGCCAUGUGUAUGCAUCGCUCCGACCCUGAAGGCCGUGGACUGGACAGAGAGCAGCUGUACUGGGAGCUGAGCCAGCUGACCCAUGGCAUUGCCCUGCUGGGCCACUACACCCUGGACAGGAACAGUCUCUGUGUCAAUGGUUUCACCCAUCAGAGCCCUGCACCCAUCACCAACAGUUACACACAUCAGGUCCUGACCUCCACCCCCAGCACCUCUACCAUCUCCCCAGUGACCUCAGAGACCCCCAUCCCUACCUCCACAGCCACUGGUCCUGCCCUGGUGCUGUUUACUCUCAACUUCACCAUCACUAACCUGCACCACCAGGAGGGUAUGAGUCACCCUGGUUCCUGGAGGUUCAACACCACCCAGAGAAACUUGCAGCACCUGCUAGGACCCUUGUUCAAGAACACCAGUGUGGGCCCCCUGUACUCAGGCUGCAGACUGACCUUGCUCAGGCCUGAAAAGGGUGGAGCAGCCACUGGAGUUGACGCUAUCUGCACCUACCAACCUGACGCCUCAGGUCUCCAGCUGGAUAGGGAGCGGCUCUACUGGGAGCUGAGCCAGCAGACCCAUGGUGUCACCCAGCUCGGUUCCUACAUCCUGGACAGGGACAGUCUCUGUGUCAAUGGUUACACCAGACCACCACCGACCUCCAUCCCCAGUGUUCCUGUGACUUCCACGCCCUCAGAAGCCUCGGCAGCUCCAAUCUCCUUCUCCAGCUCUACAGCCUCUGGCCCUGACCUGGUUCCAUUCACCCUUAACUUCACCAUCACCAACCUGCACUACACGGAGGACAUGCAGCUUAUGGGCUCAGCUAAGUUCAACAAAACAGAGAAGAUCUUGCAGAGCCUGCUCAGACCCUUAUUCAAGAACACCAGUGUGGGCCCCCUCUACUCUGGCUGCAGACUGACCUUGCUCAGGCCUGAGAAGGAUGGGGCUGCCACUGGAGCGGAUGCCAUCUGCACCCACCGCCCUGACCCCGUGGGCCCUGGGCUGGACAGAGAGCGGCUGUACCAGGAGUUGAGCCAGCUGACCAGUGGCGUCACCAGGCUGGGUCCCUACACCCUGGACCCGGACAGUCUCUACAUCGAUGGUUACACCCGCCAGACCCGGGCCACCACCCCCAGCAGUUACACCUAUCCAGCUUCAGCCACCACCCCCAACACCACUGGCCCCAUUCUGGUGUCCUUCACCCUGAACUUCACCAUCACCAACCUGCACUACACCAAAGACAUGGGGCACCCAUCUUCUUCCAAGUUCAACUCCACUGAGAGGAUCCUCCAGCACCGACUCAGGCUUUUGUUCAACAAGACCAGUGUCGGCCCCUUCUACGCUGGCUGCAGACUGGCCUCGCUCAGGCUUGAGAAGGGUGGAGCCGCCACUGGAGUGGACAUCACCUGCACCAUCCACUCUGAUCCUGCAGGCCCCAGGCUGGACAAAGAGCAGCUGUACCGGGAGCUGAGCCGUGAGACCUAUGGCAUCACCCAGCUGGGGUCCUUCACCCUGGACAGGGAAAGCCUCUACAUCAAUGGUUAUAACUAUGGAGCCAUGGCCCCGACUACCACUACUGGGGAGGUCGGUGAGGAGCCGUUCACGCUGAACUUCACCAUUGACAACCUGCGCUACUCAGCGGAUAUGGGCCACCCCGGCUCCCGCAAGUUCAACAUCACAGACAGCCUCAUGCAGCACCUGCUCGGCCCAUUGUUCCAGAGGAGCAGCCUAGGAGCCCGAUAUGCAGGCUGCAAGGUCACCUCACUAAGGUCUGUGAAGAAUGGCGCCAAAACAAGGGUGGACAUCCUCUGCACCUACCGGCAGCCCCCCAGCAGCCCAGGUCUGCCUGCCAGGCAGGUGUUCCAUGAGCUGAGCCGGCAGACCCGUGGCAUCACCCGGCUGGGCCCCUAUUCUCUGGACAAGGACAGCCUCUACCUCAAUGGCUAUAAUGAACGUGGUCCAGAUGAGCCUCCGACAACUCCUGAGGCAGCCACCACAUUCCUGCCUCGUUCGUCACCACCUGUGCAACUAGAAGCCACCACAGCUAUGGGACACAGCCUGAAGACCCUCACACUAAACUUCACCAUCUCCAACCUCCAGUAUUCAAUGGAUCUGAACAAUGGCUCAGCUAUGUUCAACUCCACCAAGAGGACCCUGCAGCGCCUGCUUGGAUCCUUGUUUCUGAAAAGCAGUCUGGGCCCCUUCUACUCAGGUUGCAGACUAAUCUCCCUCAGACCUGAGAAGGAUGGGGCAGCCAGCCAUGUCGAUACCAUCUGCACCUACCACCAUGAUUCCAUGGGCCAUGGGCUGGACAGAGAGCGGCUUUACUGGGAGCUGAACCAGCUGACCCAUGGUGUCACCCAGAUGGGCCUCUACACCCUGGUCAGUGACAGCCUCUUCGUCAAUGGCUAUGCACCCCAGAGUUUAUCGACCCAGAGGGAGUAUCAGCUAAAUUUCCGCAUCAUCAACUGGAACCUCAGCAACCCAGACCCCAUAUCCUUGGAGUACACAGCCCUGUGGAGGGACAUCCAGGACAAGGUCACCAAACUCUACAGAGGCAGCCAGCUACAAGACAUAUUCCGCUCUUGUCUGGUCACCAACUUGACGUUGGGCUCCAUGUUUGUCACCAUCCAGGCACUGUUCUCUUCUAAUGUGGACCCCAGCGUGGUGAAGAAAGUCUUUCUGGACAAGACCCUGAAUGUCUCAUCACACUGGCUAGGCGCCACCUAUCAGCUGGCGGACCUUCAUGUGACAGAAGUGGAGCCAUCAGCUCAUCUACCAACAGACAAACCAACAAGCAGUCCCCGCCCUGAGCACUUCCAGCUGAGUUUCACUGUCACCAACCUACUCUAUUCCCAGGACACAGCCCAGCCGGGCACCACCAAACACCGGCAGAACAAGAGAAGUAUUGAGAAUGCGCUCAACCAGCUCUUCCAAAACAGCAGCAUCAAGAGUUUUUUCUCUGGCUGUGAAGUUUUAGCAUUCAGGUCUGUCCCCCACAGCAACCACACUGGGGUGGACUCCUUGUGUAACUUUUCACCAUUGGCUUGGAGACUGGACAGAGUUGCCAUCUAUUUGGAGUUCCUGAUGCUGACCAAAAAUGGUACCCAGCUGCAGAACUUUACCCUGGACAGAAACAGUGUCCUUGUGGAUGGGUAUUCUCCCAACAGAAAUGAUGUCUUAACUGAAAAUCCUGACCUCCCCUUCUGGGCCAUCAUCAUUAUCUGCUUGGUGGGACUCCUGGUACUCAUCACAUGCCUGAUCUGCUGCUUCCUGGUCACUGUCCACCAGCGGAAGAAGGAGGGAAACUACGAGGUUCAGCAGCACAGUCUGGGCUCUUACCUGCCACACCUGGAUCUGAGGAAGCUGCAGUGAGAGCUUUGCCUGAGGCUCCAGUGGAGCUUGGCUGGAGCAGGAAUAAACCACAUUGGUCGGACACA
Messenger RNA from Zalophus californianus (California sea lion), 15617 nucleotides. RefSeq names its product mucin 16, cell surface associated (gene MUC16). The transcript is spliced from 54 exons. NCBI's taxonomy places the organism in Eukaryota, Metazoa, Chordata, Mammalia, Carnivora, Otariidae. The record is from RefSeq and is a predicted model, not a curated record. Bases 244 to 15552 code for a protein of 5102 amino acids.